Messenger RNA from Vespula pensylvanica (western yellowjacket), 2207 nucleotides. RefSeq names its product pre-mRNA-splicing factor CWC22 homolog. NCBI's taxonomy places the organism in Eukaryota, Metazoa, Arthropoda, Insecta, Hymenoptera, Vespidae. The transcript has 5 exons. The record is from RefSeq and is a predicted model, not a curated record. Bases 86 to 1855 code for a protein of 589 amino acids.
ACCAAGGAACCCUUCAAAUCAAACAUUUGAAAUAGUUAAUUUCUUAAUUUUAUUCACGCAUUAAAUCUUUAAGUGAAGUAGGAAAAUGUUGCAUUCUAAGGCAACUGCAGCGCUGAUGCGUUUGAAAGAAAUCGAUAAAAAAUAUAAAAUGAGAAAAGAGGAAAAGUACACGAUGAACUCGAGUACGGAAAGUGCAUUGACAAGUCCAUCGAUGGAACAUUCUAUAAAAGAGAAAAAAAAAUCGAAUAAUCUUAAAAUUCCUUUAAAAUCUAAACUCGACGUGAGAAUGCCAAAGACACAUGUAGAAACAGAAGAUAUAGAAGAAGAAUAUGUAUCACGAUCUACAACAAAUGAUAAAGUUUCUUCGAUUAUUGUGAUUGACGUAGAAAAAAAUUCGCCAAAAAACAUAGACCAAGAAUUUUCUAAUAACACAUCUUCAUUGAUCGAAACCAAUGAGAUUAUUUCAACGAAAUCUGAAGAAAAAGUAGUUUCUAAUAGUGAUAAAAACGAAAGUAUUGAAAUCGAAGAAAAUAAAGAAGAAGUGUCAGAAAAAGAAAUUAAAAUGGAUAAUGAAGAUAAAGAGAUUAUUGUUGAAGUUUCACAAGUUGAUAGGGAAUACAGUACUUCGAAAAUUUUAUCAGAAAUAGAAGAAUUUGAGUCAUUGCCUGUUGAGCAAGCAGUAAGCUAUGUCAAUGAUACUUUCGAAGAAGCAACGAGUACGAUAUUAUCAACGAUGAAGUCUAACGAUGAUCAGGUAUCCACGAAUGAGUUGUCUAAUUCAGAGGACGAGGAAGAGAAAAUUGUAGAUGAGGAUAUGAGAUUUGGCGUGAAGAAAGUUGAUAUUAUAUCUAACAAGGAUUUUAUACGUGAACAACAGGAAACAGAUAAUUCAGGUGAAAAACAGAUCGUCGAGUUGGUACCACCGAAGUUAAUAGAAAAUACCAGUGAAUGCGAAAUCGGUCUUAACAAAGAAUUAUCGAAUUACGUUAAAACGAUCGAAAGUAUCGAAGGAGACAUAAGCGACAUUACUCCUGUUCAAUUAUUGAGAUCGUCGAAACAAACGGAGAUAUCUCUGCGAAGUCGUAGAAAAAAAUAUAAACGUCGUCCAAUAACAACGAAGGAUGAUAACAAAGAUUCUUCUAAGAGUGAUAAGACAGAAUCGUUAGCUACAUCAAAGAGUAAUCGUCGAUCUCUAAACUUGACGUUGAUAAAUGAUAUUAAAAAAAUAGAUAAUCCUUUAGAUGACAAACCGAUUCUUCAUGAAAAUAAAGAACAACGAAAUGUCGAUGAUAAAAGGAAGAAAUUAUCUGAUAAAGAUAAAGAUUCUAACAUUAUAAGGAUCUUUUCUAAUAAUGAUCGUUUUCAUCCAAUGGAUAAUAAUCUACGAUCUAUGCAGACCAAACGAAAAAAGAAAAGGACGAAAUCACACACUUUUCAUAGAUCUUCAAGAAUCGAUAAAACAACAGAUUUUAACGAAAAGAAAUUCUCUAGAUUCGACAUCAAACAAAUGUGUCGUCUUCGAAAACAAAUAUCGAAACUUGUUGGUGAACUUCGUUUUUACGAUAAUCCUUCUUCUAAGAAAUUAGAUCCAGUUUUGUUCAAACCUCUCGAUUUUCCAAAUAUUAUCAACUAUACUCGUCCUGAUACGAAUUUUGAAUUAACGAAAAUAGAUCCUUACGUCGGACUUCACGAGAAACUUGCUACGAUAAAACAAUGGCUCAAAGAUCAAUACAUUUUCUAUCAAGUUCGUAGUAACUUAGUACAGAUAAUUAACGAGAAAUACGUUCCUAUGAGUCUUGAAGAUGCAAAGACAGUAAUACGUCAAUUACAAAAAACAAAAGUCGAAGCGAGAUAACGAUUAUCGUGACAAAAUAUUUAUGUAGCUCAAGAGAAAGACUUAAUGAUUCAUAAAUAUGAUUUACGUUUCCUUAGUGAGAGAAUUAAUUUUUUUAUUUUCUUAUGGAGUGUCUAUAUAUAUAUAUAUAUUUUUUUUUUUAAUCUAUACAUUAUAAUCAUUAUGUUUUACUGACAGAUAAUAAAAUAUCAUUGAGUAUAAAAAAAAAAAAAAACAGAUUUUACUAUAAAAUUUAAUAUCAUAGUAUAAAGUAUAUCGUCACGUAUAUCAACUUUAUACGACUAGAUGUAAAAAUUUAUGCCUUUUGAUGAGCUUCGAUCAAUGAGAGUCUACCUUUGCUAGAAUUCAUCGG